Molecule: messenger RNA, 1211 nt
Organism: Closterium sp. Naga37s-1
Lineage: Eukaryota; Viridiplantae; Streptophyta; Zygnematophyceae; Desmidiales; Closteriaceae
Source: the annotation of a GenBank genome assembly
CUAUUCCGCCCAUCCACCACUCCCCACUCCACCGUUUGCCCAUAUACCUCUCCCCACCCCACCGUGAGCCCAUCUCCCUCUCCCCACCCCACCCUUUGCCCAUCCACCACUCCCCACCCCACCGUUUGCUCAUCUCCCUCUCCCCACCCCACCGAGAGCCCAUCUCCUUCUCCCCCCCCCACCGUUUGCCCAUAUCCCUCUCCCCACCCCACCCUUUGCCCAUCACCCUCUCCCCUCCCCACCGUUUGCCCAUCUCCCUCUCCCCACCCCACCCUUUGCCCAUCUCCCUCUACCCACGCCACCGUUUGCGAGUCUCCCUCUCCCCACCCCACCCUUUGCCCAUCCACCACUCCCCACCCCACCGUUUGCCCAUGUACCUCUCCCCACCCAACAGUGAGCCCAUCUCCUUCUCCCCCUUCCCACCGUUUGCCCAUCUCCAUCUCCCCACCCCACCCUUUGCCCAUCUCCCUCCCCCCACCCCACCGUUUGCGAGUCUCCCUCUCCCCACCCCACCCUUUGCCCAUCCACCACACCCCACCCCACCUUCUGCCCAAAUACCUCUCCCCACCCCACCCUUUGCCCAUCCACCAGUUCCCACCCCACCUUCUUCCCAUAUACCUCUCCCCACCCCACCGGUUUGCCCAUAUACCUCUCCCCAUCCCACCCUUUGCCCAUCUCCCUCUCCCCAACCCCACCGUUUGCGAGUCUCCCUCUCCCCACCCCACCCUUUGCCCAUCCACCACACCCCACCCCACCUUCUGCCCAUAUACCUCUCCCCACCCCACCGUUCGCCCAUCUCCCUCUCCCCACCCCACCGUGAGCCCAUCUCCUUCUCACCCCCCCACCGUUUGCCCAUCUCCCUCUUCCCAUCCAACCGUGAGCCCAUCUCCUUCUCCCCCCCCACCGUUUGCCCAUCUCCCUGUCCCCUCCCCACCCUUUUCCCAUCACCCUCUCCCCACCCCACACUUUGCCCAUCUCCCUCUCCCCACCCCACCCUUUUGCAAUCCACCAAUUCCCACCCCACCUUCUGCCUAUAUACCUCUCCCCACCCAACCAGUUUGCCCAUAUACCUCUCCCCAUCCCACCCUUUGCCCAUCUCCCUCUCCCCAACCCCACUGUUUGCGAGUCUCCCUCUCCCCACCCCACCCUUUGCCCAUCCACCACACCCCACCCCACCUUCUGCCCAUAUACCUCUCCCCACCCCACCGUGA